AUGCUACUUAAAUAAUAAUAUGAAAUAUUAGCAUAAAAAUCAUAAUAGCUUUUAUUUUCCACGUUUUCGAAAAAAUAAGAUACUUUUUGGGGGCUGCCCUUUGUUAAUGCCAUCUUAAUGGAUACUCUCUUUCUAUUGAAAUUGAGUCGAGAACUUUUUAAUGGAUCUGCUAGAGCUUAAGGUGACCUCUCUUUAAUAAAGAAGGUUUUUAUUUAAGGUAUGGAAUUAUUCAUCUUUGAAAUACAUGAUGACUUCCUGAAAACUCACAACUAACUACUCAAUACCACGGUGUAGGCGGCAAUUAGUUUAAUAAUACACAUCGUACAGGUAAUUAAAUUUCUUGAAGCUUCUAAAUUUUAUUCUUCUUGUAGAGGGAGUCCCAAUUAUAAUAAUUCUAAAUAUUGUUUCAAUGAUUUAGCUACUAAUGGAUAAUGCUAUGAUAAUUGUAAAGUUAGUAUGAGAUCUUCUUGUUUUUAUGGAACCAUAACAAGAAACUCUUUUUUGAAGUGUAGGCGAGUAUUGCCGUGA
Paramecium pentaurelia is the source of this 528-nucleotide messenger RNA. Lineage: Eukaryota; Ciliophora; Oligohymenophorea; Peniculida; Parameciidae. The record is from the annotation of a GenBank genome assembly.